Molecule: messenger RNA, 849 nt
Organism: Eutrema salsugineum
Lineage: Eukaryota; Viridiplantae; Streptophyta; Magnoliopsida; Brassicales; Brassicaceae
Exons: 3
Coding region: 96-665 (189 amino acids)
Cellular component (GO): chloroplast stroma; chloroplast thylakoid membrane
Source: RefSeq, a predicted model, not a curated record
GCGAUUCUUCAAGUAUUUGGCUUACACGUCACUAAGUUUACUCAUCCGCUAAAAAUCUAUCCCUCUCUCUCUCUGUGAAGGAAGCGACACGAACAAUGGCUUUCGCUGCAGCGGCUCUCUACUUUACGCCUCCCUUAAGCCUCCGAUCUCCGGCUGGUUUCCUUCACCGACCCUCCAAUCUUUGUCGACUUCUCGUUCCUCCGAAGAUUGGCGCAGCGAGUACCAGAAUCGGUGGAAGCCGGAAAACUAAGAGGCCAUUUGUAGCAAAUGCUCUGCCGGUGGAGGAAGACGGAGUUUCUCUGGGUACAAUGAAGCUUCCCGUAGAUACCGAUCUCGCGAGAUUUGAGACCCUUCUUUUUCAGUGGGCUAACAGUCUUUGCCAAGGAGCCAAUAUACCUCUUCCUGUUCCUCUAAAGGUGGAUAGAAUAAGUGGAGGAGCGAGGUUAGGAUUCAUAGUGAUGGAGGAUGAAGGAAAAACUGAUGUUCCGGUUUACAUCGACUGUUUGGUUUACCAGAGCACAGAGAGUGGUUCUGGUUCAGGACCGGUGUUCCGAGCUACGCGUAAUGGUCGGAAGAAAGACAAGGCACCUCCGGGAGAAGAAAGAAUCAUGAGAAGCCUCUUAGGAGCUCUCAAAAGAGCUGUGGAACUUGCUCGAGUCACAUAGAAUUUGAAUCUAGAAUCCAAAAUGUCGAGACAUGUCUCGUUUUUAUUUGUUGUCUUUGCAUUGUCUCUAUAAGAACCAAUCUAUUUAGCCAAAAAAAAAAAAAAACCAAUCUAGUCGAUAGUUGUAUAAGUUGUAACAUUUCAAUAGUUCUUAAAAUUCUAAAUAUAUAAAUUAAAGUUGCCUU